This is a messenger RNA of Cooperia oncophora, 276 nucleotides long. Lineage: Eukaryota; Metazoa; Nematoda; Chromadorea; Rhabditida; Trichostrongylidae. The record is from the annotation of a GenBank genome assembly.
AUGAGUCAAGAAAUCGUUGAGCAGCCGGCCAAGGAAAUGCCAGAAAUGAAGACGGUUAUUCUGAAGAUGACCAAUCUACGACUGCAUGCCAGCGGUGUGUUCAGCAACGUCUACCGUGGAACUUUGCUGAAGCCAGAACCGCAACGAGAAAUAGCAAUUAAAAAGACGUGGCCAGGAGACAAGGAUAGAGAUCGUAACUUUGAAAUGAUAUUUUUAACUGGUAUUAGUCGGAAGAAGCAUAAAAAUAUAGUACAAAUGAUAUUUGCCUUUUUCUAA